AUUACAUUUCCUUUUGCUCUUUCUUCUACUCUAUUCCUUUCUAUUUAAACAAACUCUAAUGGAAAACAUACCAUUCUACAUUCAAUACCUUCACAACCAACCUGUAAAGGUUGAAACUCAUUAUAUCGGCGAACUAGAAAGAAGAAGGCCACUGACUGACGUUGGUGGCCUGGUUGCAGCAGUCAAACAAGCACUUCCAUCGAAACUUGGUGCUAUAGACCCUGACGAGCUCACCAUCCAUUAUGUGGUGAAUGGGGUGGAGACCAACUACAACUCCUGGGACCCCAUUUCUGCUCUCGGAACAAAUGGGACUGUUGGAUCCAAUCCACUUAUCAUCAAGUCCAGCAGUCGUAUGGCUGGUCAAACUCAAGACACUGCCAUGGAUGUCGAUUAUUCUCUAGAAGCCGUCUACAAAAAUCUUCGUCAACUGAUAAAAUUGGAUGAAGGCAAAAAUGUUUUUUCCACUCAAGACUCGAUGGAGGACAUUGCUUUGGACCAAGGCAUUCUAAACCUUGAUAUUCAAGGCAUUAAUGGAGUUCCCAAUUUCCUGUACUCGGAAAAGAUAUAUUCCGACGAAGAGAAAAUUGAGAUCGAAAUGCCAGUCGACAGGCUGCUUCAAUUCAGCUAUAGAAACAUUGUCAUGAUCGGUGUCAGUGGAUGCGGAAAGACAAGAACCUGCUACGAUCUAUGUCGACAUUAUUGGGGACUGUAUUUCGACUGCUCGAUUGAUCCUGAUUUCACUGCGAUGACUGAGAAGUUGGCACAGUUGGCACCUGCCAAAAAAACAGAGACGAGUCAACCAGAAUUUGAACGCCAAUCUAAAAGACUGAUCCAGUGUUUGAUUUCUGCUCGUAUAUUUGUUCUGAAAACGCUCCAUGAAACAAUUCCCGAUCUUGAUUCUUUUACAUGGCUAUGCAUUCAAAGAAGUAGACGAACUGGUGGGCUUUUUUGUAGAGUAUUCGAGCAUCUAUCUGAGCUUCCUUGGUCUGCGUUUGGUAAAGUCUAUCAAGAGUUGAGACUAUGGUUCCUAAAAGACGGUCGCGUUAUAUUUGACGAAUCACAGCAUAUGUUAAGUCUUUUAAAGUCGGGCUAUCGUUCAACAAAAUCACAUCAACAAUCCAUCACUGCUGGAGAGUUUGAUUUUCCUCGGUCGCUGUUUUCGUUUUUGACCAGGACUAUUAUCCAAGAUGGCUUCAACAAUAUAUGGUGCGGAACACAAAUGCGAAUCUGCACCAUGGACUUGAUAUACUCUUCUGCUGGACUCAAACCAGAGGACGUAUUUGUAUUCACCGACUUCAACUACUUGAAACCAUCCGAGAUUUUCAAACUACUAUCGAUGUGGUUAAGGAUCGAUAUAUCAAAGAAUAUUGAUCUUCUUCAAGAAAUCUCACAUUCUCUUCAAGGUCGCCCGAGGCUUGUUACUUCGUUCCUACACAAAUUGAUCAACUCGACUGACAUCGAUGGCUGUUAUCGUGGUUAUAUAGAAGAAAUGACGACAAAAUCUGGCAUGUAUUCGCCCCAUUCAUCAUUUUACUGUUUCUGGAAGGACCGAAUUGACUGGAGUAUCAAACCCAUUAAAAAUGCCGACUCUUGUGCUGCUGAAACUAGAUCGGUAUCGGAGAUACUUGUCAAAUUGUGUAUUUCGUUUUCGUUUGGUGAUGGUUCGAGUAUGUCGUAUUCGCCAGAGCUUGAUUUGGUUCAAACAGGUCUUGUAAUGGUUUCAAAAGUGAUUGGCGGAUGGCACGCUAGAAUGGCAGAACCCAUUGUUCUUACUGCAGCAGUAAACUAUUUUGCAGACAAAAAUACUCCAGUAUUAAUGGACUACUUUGCCAAUCAGCUGUUUUCACCUGUAGGAGUACCAAACUUGUCAUGUUCAGAAAGGGGAUAUAUGAUGGAGUAUGUAAUUGCUCUCCGAUUCAUACAAGGCUGGUGGUUACAACCUAAGCUGAGAGAGUAUCUACCUCAAUGGGCUAUAAAUUUGAAUAUCACAAAACCCAUUGGAGUGAUUGAUUGUCGCUCCAAUAAAUCGGAUGUCAAUAUGUUUGUACAACAACUUCGUAGAACUAACUUUCCGUGGAUUGUUUUUCCACCGGCCAAUGCUGGACCUGAUUUGCGAUACUCGGUUUUCAGCUGCAAUAUCAAAACGACAUCAACGCGAAGCUCCGAUUCAGCAAUGUACGUUGGCGUUAAUGAAUGCAGGAAGAAUAUUGAAACAAUGGAUCCUAAAAAUUGGUACAAGUCGCAGAUCCCAGUUCAAGAUCAAUUCAAAAACGAUAUCAUCAAGUCAAAGUUUAUCCAUAUGCGAUUUGAAUUGCCAUAUACAGCGCCAUCGAUGAAAUCUGGUUUCGAAAGUGGUGAGGACGGAGACAAUUACAUAAUAUGUGUCGAUCUGGAUUCUGAUUUUGCGACUAAUUUUUUUGGAAGUUCUUUUGUGAACAAUCUGCUAAAGUGGCUUCAACCUUGCAAGACCUGUAAGCGGCGCAACACGAACAGUGCUCCUGCUAUUGAUACAAGUAUCGAGCGAUCUUCCAAAAAACAAAAGAUCAACUGCGAGGUUGACGCAGAUUAA
Batrachochytrium dendrobatidis JAM81 is the source of this 2569-nucleotide messenger RNA. RefSeq lists its product as uncharacterized. The record is from RefSeq and is a predicted model, not a curated record. Bases 59 to 2569 code for a protein of 836 amino acids. The transcript is spliced from 3 exons. Lineage: Eukaryota; Fungi; Chytridiomycota; Chytridiomycetes; Rhizophydiales.